AUGAGGCGCAUCAACGAAUACACAUGUUUCUCGGGAUGUUGGGUAGUCUUGAUUGCACGCAUCGGGAGUGGGCGACUUGUUCAACCGCUUGGAAAGAGCAACACUAUCGUGGUGACUUCGAUUCCAACCCUAAUACUAGAAGCGGUCACGUCUCAAGAUUCAUGGAUUUGGCAUGCGUACUUCGUCAUGGCCGGUGCAAACAAUGAUAUCGCUGUUUUACAAUCUUCGUGUCUUUUAGACGAUGUCAUAGAUGGUGUUACACCAAAUACUUCAUUCUAUACAAAUGAUGUGGAGUAUAAGUAUAGGUAUUAUCUUGUCAAUGGUAUUUAUCCAGAGUGGGCUACGUUGGUGAAAGCUAUUUCAUAUCGAGAUGACGGCAAACGAUUGUAUUACAACAAAAAACAAGAGUCAGCAAGAAAAUAUUUGGAGAGGCUUCGGUGUAUAAAAAAUAGAUGGUUUAUCAUUACCCAACCGUCGAGGAUACUUGAAAAGAGUAAAAUGAGAAACAUCAUGUAUACGUGCAUCAUAUUGCAUAACAUGAUAUUGAAGGACUCGGACAGGACUUUUUGUAACGAGUAUGUUGAGGGUAACCAACCGAGGAACCCAUUACUAAGCUACGCACAAAAAGAAGUUGUCCUAGCAAAGAUACGUGACAGAGAUACACACCAUAACCUUUGA
This is a messenger RNA of Helianthus annuus (common sunflower), 678 nucleotides long. RefSeq lists its product as uncharacterized. NCBI's taxonomy places the organism in Eukaryota, Viridiplantae, Streptophyta, Magnoliopsida, Asterales, Asteraceae. The transcript has a single exon. The coding region runs from base 1 to 678 and encodes 225 amino acids. The record is from RefSeq and is a predicted model, not a curated record.